Molecule: messenger RNA, 402 nt
Organism: Phaeodactylum tricornutum CCAP 1055/1
Lineage: Eukaryota; Bacillariophyta; Bacillariophyceae; Surirellales; Neidiaceae
Exons: 1
Coding region: 1-402 (133 amino acids)
Source: RefSeq, a predicted model, not a curated record
AUGAGAGCUUCGCCGAGGACUCCUUCAAAUCCACCAAGGGAUGAAAGUAGCUUGUGGCUCCUUUUUGGACCUUCCUCGUUAGUCCCGAAAAAUUCCUUAUCCUCUCCGCUCGGCGGUCCGCUGGCGUCAUUUGGUACACAGGACGAAACCGAAGAAAGAGACUUUGAAAUCUACGAAGACUUUCAAAUCUUGACCGCUAAACGAUUUCAGAACAAGUUAGCUGCGGUGAUGCAAGACGAAAAGCGAUACAGAGAGUUCCAGAAAAUCAUGAAAGUUGGUUCAACGCAUAUGAGUUUGAAAGAAAAUCUUGAGCACAUUCUUCGAGAGCAUGUCGCCCGUGAAUUGGACGAAGAGAUGGAAGAAAAAAGAAUAUUGGGUAUGGGCUUUGGCGAAACAAGAUAA